Messenger RNA from Cornus florida, 426 nucleotides. RefSeq lists its product as uncharacterized. The coding region runs from base 1 to 426 and encodes 141 amino acids. The transcript is spliced from 4 exons. NCBI's taxonomy places the organism in Eukaryota, Viridiplantae, Streptophyta, Magnoliopsida, Cornales, Cornaceae. The record is from RefSeq and is a predicted model, not a curated record.
AUGCAGACUGAUGAACUUGAUCCUGAUGAUGAAGAAUUACAGAGAAUUCAAGACCCUGUUACUGUCUUUUGUAGUCGUCUGCAGAAGGCCAUUAAGAUGUUGCGAUCUGAAGUUUAUCCUUUGGAGGCUGGCACAGUCUUGCAAUUUUUUUUAAAGAUAAUUUGGAAUGUCUUUGAAAGCCCAGAUAAAACGAAAUUCAAAAGACUCCGCACGGCUAAUCCCAUAAUUCAAAGACAUGCUGCAAAUUAUAAAGCUGCCAUGGAGAUUCUUUCAUUGAUUGGUUUCCAUGAAGAUGUUGCGUUGGAUGGAAUUGGGAAGACGGAAACUUCUUUAGUGUUGAAGCGGAAUGAUCCAGGCUUCUCUUGGCUUGCCAAAUCCUCCCUAGAGACUUGCAUUGUAUGUGGAGUAGCAGUUGCAGUACAAUGA